Paramacrobiotus metropolitanus is the source of this 3507-nucleotide messenger RNA. RefSeq names its product macrophage colony-stimulating factor 1 receptor 2-like. Bases 207 to 2501 code for a protein of 764 amino acids. The transcript has 10 exons. Gene Ontology annotation, biological process: positive regulation of kinase activity; proteolysis; multicellular organism development. Gene Ontology annotation, molecular function: ATP binding; metalloendopeptidase activity; transmembrane receptor protein tyrosine kinase activity. Lineage: Eukaryota; Metazoa; Tardigrada; Eutardigrada; Parachela; Macrobiotidae. The record is from RefSeq and is a predicted model, not a curated record. Gene Ontology annotation, cellular component: signaling receptor complex.
CUUCUUAAUUUUUUCACAAGUUUUGACACUAAGAUCGGCAAAUUUUAAAAACGUACUGGAGCAGUCUCAUGUAAAAAGAGGUGCUAAAGGUGGUUGCACUUUCACGUUAAUGUCCUUUUUCGUCUAUAUAUUUAGAUUAGAUUGUCAGAUCCGCUGUCAAACGCCGAAUAAUAAGCCGCUGUAACGUAGCCGUAUUAAAGUUGAUAAUGGUUUUGCGCUAUGCUUUUAUCAUUCUGUGGCCCCAUAUCUGUACAAUUUGGUGUCUUCCUGCUGCAUGGCCACACAACACCGUUCCGUUUGAAUUUAGCAUCUUCUUUGAUCAGUCCCAGAAGGAACAUAUACUGGCUUACAUGGAGAUCAUCUCGCGGGCUUCCGAAGGUUGCGUGAAAUUUGUGAAGCGGACAACGCAAAAGGACUUCAUUUUCUUAAAACCGGCUUCGCCUGACAGUUGGUUAAGGUGGACGGUAGGACGCCAAGGCGGGCAGCAGGACGUAGGGUUCGAAAAUGAUUGUCUGUGGAAGCCAGCGUGUGUGCAGCGUGAACUCAUGCAUGUAUUAGGAUUUUACAACGAGCCCCAGAGGUUUGAUCGCGAUUAUUACGUCAUGAUUAACCCUGGCAAUAUCGUAGCGACUAAACAAGAUCAAUUUCGCCGUGUCCCGCCCGACGAAAUGGAAACGUAUGGCCUGUCAUAUGAUUAUCACUCGGUUAUGCAACUUGCAUCCACUGAUUAUGCGAUAAAUCCGUUUGCGCCAACGAUUUAUAUUACCGUAUCCGGCACAAAGCUUUCUCCAAAUGAUCAACUGAGCUCGCUGGAUGCGGUCCGACUGCAAAGGCGGUGUGUCGCUGGAUCCGCUUCCUCAUCGUCCAUUUCGCCAGGUUCACCAUCUAUAUCGUCAACGACAACGUCCAGUGCUGUAGACACAACUUCUACAACUGGAUCGUUUCCAAAGAUUGCUCAAAUCGUCUCUAUUGAAACGUCCACAGGAAACUCCACCAAUCACACAGCAACAGCGCUUGCACUGACGUCAUCGCGCAAUACUAUCAUCGUGCGUGCCUGUUUAGGAGCCAUAAUUCCGGCCGCAGCCAUCGCCGUUGUCAUCUGUCUGGUGGUUAUCUACCGUAAACGCCGCCUUAGUCAGAACAGCAUGCGUAAAAUCUUUACCAUCACCAUCAGACGUCGCAAAUCCGCAGUUUCACCCAUCAUUCCUCUUCAUGAUUUAUCGGCUGUGCAGUGCGAUAUACUGCAGUUGGACCCGGUUGUUUUGCAGCACAUUGAAUUGCUCGAAAUACCGCUCGCAAAUUUGGAAAUCAGUAAGAGUAGUUACGCUGAUGCCGUGUUUGUAAAAGCAGCGUUGGAAAAAGCUUAUACAUUAUUAGUAUACGAUAAAUCAGACUGUUUCCCGUUGCUUUGUGUAGCAGAGAAAAUUUUGGGCAAAGGUGCGAACGGCAUUGUCAGAAAGGGUGUGGCCAAAUGUCUUCAUGGUCAGCCUGAUGUAACGGAAGUUGCUAUGAAAACCGCCAAAAACAGAAGCGAUAGCGGCCAGUUCCGGCAAUUAGUCCAGGAAUUGCGGAUUAUGGCGGAUGCCGGACGUCAUUUGAACAUUGUUAACCUGCUCGGAGUGGUGAUGAAAGGCGAGAUGAUGUUGCUAAUGGAGUACGCCAGAUUUGGUUCGUUGCUAACGUAUCUCAGAGCACAGGACCGUGCGUAUUAUUACAACCAUACCGCUUCGGAUGGACGCCUCCUUCCUUAUAGCGACGAAGAAGCGGGACGUCUGCAGAAGACGGCAGAGGCCCAGUGCCAGUCGCGAUCGGAAGAUACCCAAAAGCAGAUUCUAUCGACAAACGCAUUGCUAAAACUGGCAUACCAAAGCAGUCGUGGAUUGGAGUACCUCAGCAGUCGUUCCAUAAUACAUAGAGAUGUAGCAGCCCGCAACGUUUUGAUUUGCGAUGGACUGGUGGCAAAGAUUGCCGAUUUCGGAUUAGCCAAGCAUGAAAAGCAAGAUGGUCCACGUGAUCUGCAAGAAGUGUUGCCGGUGCGCUGGAUGUCGCCAGAAGCCAUUGGGGAACGGACAUUUUCUACCAAAUCGGACGUAUGGUCGUUUGGCGUUUUGCUAUGGGAGAUGUUCACUUUGGGUGAAGUUCCGUAUGCGGAUGUGGAAAUAAUACGGAAACACAUUCCCGAGUUUUUGCUAUCCUUGAGGACUGGAUUACGGUUAAAGCAAUCGGUAUUCUGUCCUACACUUAUUUACGCCUUGAUGACGGACUGCUGGAAGCUGUUGCCGGAUGACCGCACAGAUUUUGUUCGUCUAACCGAAGAUUUGCGCAGUAUUAUUGAUGCGGAUUCAGCCGAGCACUAUCUUCUGCUAGACGAUAUCUACGCCCAGUACAAUGCCACAUACCUUAACCUUCUUUCAAAAACUACGAAAACAAUAAAUAGACAUGAUGUUGUUGCCAAUCGGAAAGACGGCGGCCCCGACCCCAAGCGCGGGAUAACUUUAUAGCUGACCUUUAAGCCAGUUGCAUUCCAUUGCCUCAUUCGCACAAACCUGCCUGGUCGAACAGACGCCUGUUUUCUGAGUUUUCUUUGUGUGUCAUUUCUUGUGCUGAAUAGUGGUCUCACUGCAAAAGCGAUAUCAGCGAAUCAAAAUCACAGAAGCGGAAGCUAAUCAGUUUGCCAAAUUAGAGCGGGAAAAAGUAAGGUUUUCUAAUUGUUUUGUCGGUUUCGACGGGUUGGCAGUGUGAAUGCCUGCUCUCACCAGCUUGCCGCGAGCGUAUGACUGUAGGUUUCUCGAAAGCUGGCCAUGCUGUCUGUGAAUCUGACUUUGGUUUUUAUGCGUUCUUUCUCGUGCACAAGACAAUCCAAACGCUGACAAACUGAGCUUAUGAUCCGGUGUGUGUUCUGUGAUUCUGGCAGAUAUGCAAUCAGCCGCAGAGGCACUGCCACACGCCUGUGUCCGAUAAAACAACUAUCAAAAACAGCUAGAUGUACGGAUGGAGACACCAUCUUCAACUAAAAAAUCAUGUUCCUUGAGACACCGAAAAUUUCGACAACAUCUUUCGUCUAAGAAAAAUGAAGAUGAACAACCUAACCUGGCAACCGUGCCGAAAGAGCUGACGCCACGCCUUCCAAUGGAGAAAUUCACAGUCAUUGUAGGAGGGACACUCACGUACAGAUUAGCGGCUGCCACACUCGGACGGAAGGGGCUGAUUUCAUUCGAGGAUUCCAUAAGUCAGAGUGGUCACCUUCGACGAGAAUGACAUUAGCGCCAUCGAUGUUACCGCUUUCGAGACGGGCCUCUGGGCUCUGUCGCCCCGGUUGAUUAACCUUAGGAGAAACCUGAUUGGCCGUUAAGAUUGGGAGGUGUUUGCACCGUUUGCAGAGUCUUUGAAAUCAAUUUGGCUUUCAUUUUUAGGCCCUCUCACUGUACACCUUAAAGUGCUCUGUAAGUUAAAGCGCGAUUUCGGUUUAAACAAAGCAGCCUGUAAGGAAAUCUCUGGGUUGCUUUA